This is a messenger RNA of Salvelinus fontinalis (brook trout), 3699 nucleotides long. Its product is annotated as F-box only protein 41-like. The record is from RefSeq and is a predicted model, not a curated record. The transcript has 13 exons. Gene Ontology annotation, molecular function: protein binding. Bases 348 to 3005 code for a protein of 885 amino acids. Lineage: Eukaryota; Metazoa; Chordata; Actinopteri; Salmoniformes; Salmonidae.
AUGACGUCAGCAGCAGCGGUUGGGGCUCUCGUCUCCGGGAGAAAGAGGAUCGAAUAGAGAGGGGCGGAUGCGCAAGUGACACUACAGUCGGCGAGAACAGAUCCACUGCACUAGACCGGUAAAGACCAGAUUAACCAUUUCUACAGGAGAUAAGCUUAAAAUACUGGGACACGGGUUUGGUGGGAAUGAGAGGGAGAGAGAGAGAUAGAAAGGUGGAGACAGAGAGAGAGAGAGAGAAAGGUGGAGACAGAGAGAGACAGAGAGAGAGAGAGAGAGAGACAGAGAGAGAGAGAGAUAAGAGGAGAACGGAGAUUUGAGGUGAUGCCCAGGGUAGUCCGGCGGAAGCGAUGGCAUCAUGUGACCUCCCGUACUUCUGCCCUCGCUGCGGAGACGACAAGCGCUUCGACAGCGUACCUGCCCUCCGGUCCCACCUGGUCAGCCGACACACCUACGAGACCCUCUUGGUUCUGUCUCAGGCCCGCGCCAGGAGCUCCAGCCCAGGAACCCUGCUCCCACUCCUCCCCCACGCCAUGGCCCAGCCGGAGCACCCCGUCCUGGACUCGCAGAGGGAGAGACUCCCUUUCCCCCUGGCCUGCCUGGAUCUAGCAUCCUCCUCUGCCUCCACUCAGCUACUCAUUGAGAUGUUGACCAGGAGAGACCUGGGAGGAGGGUCUUCUGGUCCUGGUUGCUCUGCUGGUACUGUAGCUACCUCCUCCUCUACUGCACCUCCUCACAGCACCACGGCCCUGGUCCUGCCUGGCUGUAGGGGAGACAGCCUGCCUGAUUUGGGGCUGAGAGGCCUAGGCCGCCGGUGGCUGGGGCCAAGCCUGGGCCUGGAGUUUGGGCUCUGCCUGGACGAGAGCCUCACUCUGGGGCUGGGGCUUGACGAGAGGCUGGGGGUGGAGCGGAGUAUCGCCAGGACGUUUGCCGAGGUGGAGGAGAGGGUGUCCCAGCAUGUGGGCUGUCUGAGAGCGGAGCUAGAGCGUCGAGAGGCGGAGUUAGAGCAUGAGAGGCGGGAUGCGGCACGGCUGGAGAAGGAGAAGGAGGAGCUGGAGGACCAGGCGUCCCAUCUCUCCCGUCAGGUGGCGGUUUCCGUGGAGAUGAUGGCCACUCUGAAGAGAGACCUGCAGGGGAAGGAGCAGGAGCUGUGCCGCAAGCAGCAGGAGGUGUGUGAUAUUGAGCGGUUCCUGACAGCCACAGCAGAGAGAGAGGCGGAGGCUAAGCUGCAGCUGCAGGUCUUUAUAGAGGCUCUGCUGGAACGGGCGGACCGGGCAGAGAGAAAACUGCAGCUACUGGUGGCUACAGACAGACACACCCACAACGAUGACAGACACAUUCACAAUGAUGACAGACACACCCACAACCAUGACAGACACACCAACAACGAUGACAGACACACCCACAACGAUGACAGACACACCCACAAUGAUGACAGACACACCCACAACAAUGACAGACACACCCACAACGAUGACAGACACACCCACAAUGGGACCAACGGCCACAGGACCAAUGGACACAUUCACAGCGUGAGUGAAGACGACAUCAUCACAGGGUCAAAGUUAAUUGGCUACAGGAGAAGCUACAGUGUAUCUGGGUCGAACAGACUAGGAGACCAGAUCUAUCACAACAACUAUGGAGCCCCCGCUGGUCGUAUGCGGACGCUGUCCCUGGGCUCUGGGGGGUGGGACAGUGACUCGGUGGGGGGCUGGGCCACACCUCUGGAAGCCCAUUACUACCACGUUCCCUGCUCUACUCGAGAGGCAGGAGAGAGGAGGGAGAAGGGGUACAGGCGAACCCCAGAGGGGAGGGGAGGGUGGGGGCGGACCAGGUGGAGGGCGCCCCCAAGCACAGAGGAAGAGGAGGAAGAGGAUGACGAAGAGGAGGACACAUGGUCAGAGGCCUGGAGCACACCUGAGACUCAGAGACACGCCCACAUCAGGCUGGAACACUCACCUGGCUCAGGUGUGUCGUCCAUACGAUCCAGCCCCUGUCACCGUGGUUACAUAGCAUUGGGGGCGGGGACUCUGAGACUGAGGGCGGGGUUAUUCUGUGUGUUUCCUUAUUUGGACGUGCGGACGUUGCUGCUCGCCGCUGAGGUGUGCUCUGAUUGGAGGUUCGUGGCACGACAUCCAGCCGUCUGGACACGGGUACGACUGGAGAACGCCAGAGUCUCCGCUAAGUUCCUAGUGACCAUGUCCCAGUGGUGUAUUCAGACCCAUUCCCUGGUGCUCCAGAACCUCAAACCACGACUGCGGCACCGAGAUGAACGCAGAGAGGACUACGACAAGACCACACGGGGCUGUCUGGAGGAAGGUGUGGAGGCGUUGCUGAGGUCAGCAGGAGGAAGUCUAAUGGUGCUCAGAGUUACUCACUGUCCUCACGUCCUGACUGACCGCUCCCUGUGGCUGGCCAGCUGCUACUGUAGGAACCUACAACACCUCACAUACAGGAGUGCGUCAGACCCCAUGGGUCAUGAGGUGGUGUGGGCUCUAGGAGCAGGCUGCAGAAACAUGACGUCCCUGCAGGUGGCGCCACUACACCCCUGUAAGCAGCCUACCCGCUUCAGUAACCGAUGCCUGCAGACGAUUGGCCGCUGUUGGCCACACCUCCGCGUGCUCAGUGUGGGCGGGGCUGGGUGUAGCAUUCAGGGAUUGUCCUUACUGGUUCGUAGCUGUGUGGGUCUCCAGGUGUUGGAGUUGGAGCGUGUUACUGAGUUGGGCCAGGAGGGGGCAGCAGAGCUGUGUAGAGAAGGACUACAGAAUCUAGAGACUCUACUACUCACCUCUACUCCAGUUACACCUGAAGCACUACUGCACUUUAACAGUGCAUGUUGUAACCUCAGGUCCAUCGUAGUGCAGAUUGGCAUAGCUGACCACUUUGAGGAGCCAGACAGUCCUGAAGCUAAGAGACAGUAUAAUGAGAUGGUCAACACGUUACAGGCCCUAAAGAAGAGACCAGGUCUGUCUGAAGUGUUGCAGAUCAAAGCUGACGUUUUCGUUUGACCUCUUCCUCCUCCUCGUCUUCUUCCUCCUCCUCCUACAUCUCACUGACCUGUCAGUCACACAGCCAAUCAGCGAAUCUGGAAGCGACCUCAACAACACAUUUGCCAACCAAUCAGAAGAUACAGCAUCCUGGAGAGAAGAAUCAAUCAGCCAAUAGGAAUCACACAGACAUGAAAGAUGACACAUCAGAUGUCAGUUGUGAAGCUGCUGGGCUCUCAGUCCUCUUUAAAGAACUUAUCUCAGUCCUCUUUAAAGAACUGAUCUCAGUCCUCUAUAAAGAACUGAUCUCAGUCCUCUUUAAAGCACUGAUCUCAGUCCUCUAUAAAGCACUGAUCUCAGUCUUCUUUAAAGAACUGAUCUCAGUCCUCUAUAAAGCACUGAUCUCAGUCCUCUUUAAAGAACUGAUCUCAGUCCUCUAUAUUACUGUGAUGUAAUAGAGACUUUACCCAUGCAACACACACACACACACACACACAGGCAGCCGGCCGGCCGGCGGGCCGGCAGCCAGCAAGCCAGACGGACAGCCAGACAGCCUGCCAGACAGAAAGCCAGCCAGCCAGCCAGCCAGACAGACAGACAGACAGACAGACAGACAGACAGGCAGGCAGACAGACAGACAGACAGUCUUAGCAGUCUUAGGGGGGAUAGCAGUCUUAGGGGGGUUAGCAGUCUUAGGGGGUUAGCAGUCUUAGGG